AUGAAGAUAGCCCACAAAGACCCAGAAGGGGUCGCCCAGAAGCGUUUGAUCGAUGCUGCCCUUGAAGCAGGCGUUAAGCGAUACGCUGCCAGCGAGUGGUCCAUCGGCAUGAAGCUCGAAGAAAUCAGAGAUGCCGUGCCUUGGUACACCAGUAAACUCGGCAUCCGCACGUAUCUACAAGAACUGAACCGGGAAGAGAAGGUAUUGCAGGUCCUGGAGUACACUUUGUUCCACCCCGGACUAUUCAUGAACUACCUUGGGUAUCCUCAUCAGACAACCAAGCACCUCACUCUCUUUCCAGUCAUUUUCGACUUUAAGGAUAUGCGCGCCAUUGCAAGUCGAAACCACCUACAGAGUAAAGUGACAUACACGGCUGUUGAGGACAUCGUGGCGGUAGUUGCUCGCGCGGUGGAGUACGAAGGCGAAUGGCCCACGGUGGGGGGUAUUGUGGGGAGUGAAGUCACAGUCGCGAAGCUCAUAGAGCUGGGAGAGCAAGUACGAGGGAAGCCGUGGACUAUCGAAUGGGUUGAGGAGGACGACCUUCAGGCAGGCGUCCUGAAAACAAACUGGUUGCCACCUUUGCCUGACCAAACCAUGGCUGAUUUCCCAAAGGACCAGCAUGAGGCGUUCAAGAGGGACGUUGUGAUAGGUACAUUGAUCGCGACCGCCCGAGGGGCAUGGACGGCGACAAAUGAGUGGAACCAGCUUCUGCCUGACUACAAGUUCAUAGGCCUGGAAUCAUUCCUUCAGAAAGUCUGGUCGCGUGAAUAG
Molecule: messenger RNA, 771 nt
Organism: Fusarium sp. VM40
Lineage: Eukaryota; Fungi; Ascomycota; Sordariomycetes; Hypocreales; Nectriaceae
Source: the annotation of a GenBank genome assembly